Messenger RNA from Ailuropoda melanoleuca (giant panda), 1537 nucleotides. RefSeq names its product keratin, type I cuticular Ha1-like. The record is from RefSeq and is a predicted model, not a curated record. Gene Ontology annotation, molecular function: structural molecule activity. Gene Ontology annotation, biological process: intermediate filament organization; epithelial cell differentiation. Gene Ontology annotation, cellular component: cytoskeleton. NCBI's taxonomy places the organism in Eukaryota, Metazoa, Chordata, Mammalia, Carnivora, Ursidae.
CUUGGACUCUGUGUUCAGCCAGGCGCCUUGCUCCCUCCAGCACCAUGCCUUACAACUGCUGCCUGCCCAACCUGAGCUGCCGCUCCACCUGCUCCUCCCGGCCCUGCGUGCCCCCCAGCUGCCACACCUGCACCCUGCCCGGGGCCUGCAACAUCCCCGCCAACGUGGGCAACUGCGGCUGGUUCUGCGAGGGCUCCUUCAAUGGCAGCGAGAAGGAGACCAUGCAGUUCCUGAACGACCGCCUGGCCAGCUACCUGGAGAAGGUGCGCCAGCUGGAGCGUGAGAACGCGGAGCUGGAGAGCCGCAUCCGGGAGUGGUGCCAGCAGCAGGAGCCCUAUGUGUGCCCCAGCUACCAGUCCUACUUCCGGACCAUCGAGGAGCUCCAGCAGAAGAUUCUGUGUGCCAAGUCUGAGAACGCCAGGCUGGUGGUGCAGAUCGACAACGCCAAGUUGGCCGCGGAUGACUUCAGAACCAAGUACGAGACGGAGCUGGGCUUGCGGCAGCUGGUGGAGUCAGACAUCAAUGGCCUGCGCAGGAUCCUGGAUGAGCUGACCCUGUGCAAGUCUGACCUGGAGGCCCAGGUGGAGUCUCUGAAGGAGGAGCUGCUGUGCCUCAAGAGGAACCACGAGGAGGAAGUCAACACCCUGCGCUGCCAGAUCGGAGACCGCCUCAACGUGGAGGUGGACGCAGCCCCUGCUGUGGACCUGAACCGCGUGCUCAAUGAGACCAGGAGUCAGUAUGAGGCCCUGGUGGAAACCAACCGCAGGGACGUGGAGGAAUGGUUCACCACCCAGACCGAGGAGCUGAACAAGCAGGUGGUGUCCAGCUCGGAGCAGCUGCAGACCUGCCAGGCGGAGAUCAUCGAGCUGAGACGCACGGUCAACGCCCUGGAGAUCGAGCUGCAGGCCCAGCAUAACCUGAGGGACUCCCUGGAGAACACGCUGACGGAGACCGAGGCACGCUACAGCUCCCAGCUGGCCCAGGUGCAGUGCCUAAUUGGCAACGUGGAGUCCCAGCUGGCUGAGAUCAGGAGCGACCUGGAGCGGCAGAACCAGGAGUACCAGGUGCUGCUGGACGUGCGGGCCCGGCUGGAGUGCGAGAUCAACACGUACCGGGGCCUGCUGGAGAGCGAGGACUGCAAGCUGCCCUGCAACCCUUGUGCCACAACGAAUGCAUGCGGAUCUGCCGGGUCCUGUGUCUCUAAUUCCUGCGCCCCCUGCACGCCCUGUGUUCCCCGCCCACGCUGUGGGCCCUGCAACUCCUUCGUGCGCUAGAGCCCGGGGCUGCCAGAGGAGCAAGGAGGCAGGGCCCAAGGUUCCAGAGCUUUGACCCGGCACUGGUUCAUUCGACAAAACUGGGCAGAAAACACAGUUUGCAUGGCUGAAGCUGCCCCAGUAAGGCAUCCAUGAAACUCAGCCCACCUACUGCAGACCUUCACUGGGGUCUGUUCCUUUUUCACUUGCCCAGGGAACCCUCGGAAGUGCCAGGGCGUUCCUUUGUAACCUGCUAAUAAACUUGAUUUCCCUGGCAAAGCAGA